GACAGCUUUCAACUCGUCUACUACAAGCAGUACCUCUCUCAAAAUGUCAUCCCAACAACUGUCCGCUGAAGAAAUAGCCAAGAAGCAUGCAGAUAAAAUCGAGGAAAUAAUCAACUCGUGCGGCCGCUUUACAUGAUCCAUUACUCUGACAAGUACAGCGAUGAUAUGUAUGAGUAUCGGCAUGUCAUCCUGCCCAAGCAGCUCUUCAAGAUGAAGAUAAUACCGGAGAGCUAUUGGAAUGCAGAUCAGUCUGCCCUUCGGCUGUUGUCGGAAAAAGAGUGGAGGAAUAUUGGGAUCACGCAGAGCCUGGGUUGGGAGCACUACGAGAUUCAUGCACCGGAGCCUCACAUUCUUCUCUUCCGUCGCCCCAAAGACUUUGUUCCGCCGACGCAACCAGCGCUGAGGCGUGCUAAAGACGCAGGGAGACGAAAGCACUAUAAAAUCAUCGUUCCAACAGAUGUCCGUAUCCUGUAUCCCAGCUCGCUUUCGCAAAUCAUUCUUCCUCCUGUUUUUCUUGUCAUGCAAUACCAAUUUACCAUGUAUCAUUGACUCAUCGUCUGCCACUUCACAUUACUAAGUCGUUCAUCAUAUCACUACGUGUACACAUUAUACUGGAACAAUCGACGACAAAACAAAUAAUACGGAGUAGAUCUCUACUUAUAUAACAGCUCAGAUCCCUGUCCAAUGUCCAAAUCACAGUCGAGGUGCAGGUAAAUCUCCCCACUGCACCAUCGGCCCCAA
Molecule: messenger RNA, 741 nt
Organism: Guyanagaster necrorhizus
Lineage: Eukaryota; Fungi; Basidiomycota; Agaricomycetes; Agaricales; Physalacriaceae
Product: CKS-domain-containing protein
Exons: 4
Coding region: 133-549 (138 amino acids)
Molecular function (GO): cyclin-dependent protein serine/threonine kinase regulator activity
Source: RefSeq, a predicted model, not a curated record